AUGAACUCGCUGCUCUUCGGGGAGAUGGCCCGCGCCUUCUCCCCCGGCGCGGCGGCCGCCUCCUGCCCGCUGGGGCCCGGCGGCGGCCCCGGCAGCCCAGGGGCGGCGGCGGCGGCGGCGGCGGGGGGCCCUCCGGUAACGGCGGCGCUUCGUAACGACCUGGGCUCCAACAUCCACCUGCUGAAGGGGCUGAACGUGCGGUUCCGCUGCUUCCUGGCCAAGGUCCACGAGCUGGAGCGGCGCAACCGGCUGCUGGAGAAGCAGCUGGCGGCCCAGCAGAGCGAGCGCGACCGCCGCCUGCGCUACAAGACCUUCUCCCGCGACCAGGCCGUGCAGACCGACUCCGGGCCCCCCCCGCUGCUGCUGCCGCCGCCGGGCCCCGGCCACGGGCCGGCCGCCGCUCCCCUCGCCUCGCCGCCCCACUACAGCCGUUUGCCCGGCACCAUCUGGAGCUACACCCAGGUGCGGCGGACCGGGGGCGGCGGCUUGGAGACGGUGCAGGGGCCCGGUGUCUCCUGGAUCCAUCCGGACGGCGUCGGGGUGCAGAUCGACACCAUCACCCCCGAGAUCCGCGCCCUCUACAACGUGUUGGCCAAAGUCAAGCGGGAGCGGGAUGAGUACAAGAGAAAAUGGGAAGAGGAACUGACGAGAAGAAUGAGUCUGGAAUCGAUGGUAGAAACCCUGCGAGAGGAGGCGCAGGAAGCGGAAGCUCUCCAGGAGGAGUUAAAUGAAAAGAUUGAGAGACUGAAAGCAGAACUUGUGGUCUUUAAGGGUCUGAUGAGUGAUCCCAUGACAGACCUGGACACAAAGAUUCAAGAAAAGGCCAUGAAGGUGGACAUGGACAUCUGUCGGCGAAUCGAUAUCACAGCCAAGCUGUGUGAUGUAGCGCAGCAGCGCAACUCUGAAGACGUUUCCAAGAUAUUCCAGGUGGCUUCCAAGAAGAAAGAACGCAAGCUCGCAUCUGAUGAUGACCUCUCUGAACAGGAUGGAGACAAUGGCAGGUUCUCUGACGAUGAGGUCAGCUGUUCUUUGAACAUCACGGAUGAAAUGAAGCGUAUGUUUAAUCAGCUUCGUGAGACAUUUGAUUUUGAUGAUGACUGUGAUAGUUUAACGUGGGAGGAGAAUGAGGAAACAUUGCUUCUUUGGGAAGACUUCACAAACUGCAAUCCUUCAAUUGACCUCCAAGGAGAGGAAGAAAACCUGGGAAACUUGAUCCACGAAACCGAGUCUUUCUUUAAAACGAGAGACAAGGAAUACCAAGAAACAAUAGGGCAGAUAGAGCUGGAAUUAGCCACGGCCAAGAGUGACAUGAAUCGCCACCUUCAUGAAUAUAUGGAAAUGUGUAGUAUGAAAAGGGGCCUGGAUGUACAAAUGGAAACCUGUCGUAGGCUUAUCAAAGGCUCAGCUGACAGAAAUUCCCCAUCUCCCAGCUCUGUAGCCAGCAGCGACUCAGGAAACACAGAUGAAAUUCAGGAUGAGUUGGACAGAGAGACGGAUGUGGAGCCCAUGGUCAGCUGAUACGUAGUUGGAGCAUUCCAGUGAAAGGGAGGAUACAAGGAAAGAUUA
Molecule: messenger RNA, 1566 nt
Organism: Gavia stellata (red-throated loon)
Lineage: Eukaryota; Metazoa; Chordata; Aves; Gaviiformes; Gaviidae
Gene: IFFO2
Product: intermediate filament family orphan 2
Exons: 9
Coding region: 1-1518 (505 amino acids)
Source: RefSeq, a predicted model, not a curated record